AUGUACAAUGAAACAUGUCAAUGUAGUGUAAUGUCGACAUGCAUAGAGCAAGCCGGAAUUUAUGAUACAUCAACUGGUCAAAUUCAAUUUCUAGUGCCUGGUUUUCUAUCAGGAUGUUAUAUAAUUGAAGCAUUAUUACAAUCAUCACUUGUUUGUUUGUAUGAUCAAACAUGUUUAGGUCAGUUAUCCUACAUCGAUGGAGGACAAUGGACGAAACAAUUGAACGUUAGUUACCCAAGUAGAUAUUCACCAGACACACUUAUUCAAAAGAUAAUUGAUUCAUUGAUGAUUGAGCAAUUGAACACAAUCACAUCAUAUGAAAGCUAUUAUCAAGAAUGUCAGCCCACUUGUUAUAUUAAUUUUCCACAAAAUACGUCGAAUACAUCAUCAAUGAUGGUACAACAGCUCAUGGAUGAUAAUCUUACGUUUGUAGCUAUUAUUCUUGGACUAGCUGCAGCAAUUUCGAUUAUCUUAAAAAUAUUAAUUCUAUGUUUGGUUAAUCUGUUCAUUUGUACUGAUAAAAAUGGAAUUAAUAUUGUUCCAGUUCAACAAGUGGACAUUGUCAUGAAUACUGUUAGGCAACAACAAAUUGAAAUUAAUAACUUAAAAGAGUAUGUUAGAAGCAAGCAAUAUUGA
Didymodactylos carnosus is the source of this 636-nucleotide messenger RNA. NCBI's taxonomy places the organism in Eukaryota, Metazoa, Rotifera, Eurotatoria, Philodinida, Philodinidae. The record is from the annotation of a GenBank genome assembly.